AUGGCCAUCGCACCGUCAGGGGUCAGCCGGCCCUCCGAACUCGCCCACCUCGUCCUCCGCACUAACAACGCCAAGCGGCUCGUCGACUUCUACACGAAUUUCCUCAACGCGCGCGUGGUGCACGGCUCGGAGCUCAUCACCUUCCUGACGUGGGACCACGAGCACCACCGCCUCGCGAUCCUGCACGACGCGACCGCGACGCCGCGGCCCGAGAACAGCUGCGGCAUGGACCACUUCGCGCUGACGUUCGACUCGCUCGGCGCGCUGCUGACGUCGUACCGCGCGCGCAAGGAGAUGGGCUUCGAGCCGGCGUACUGCGUGCACCACGGCAUGUCGACGAGCAUGUACUACCGCGACCCCGACGGGAACAAGAUCGAGACGCAGGUGGACGCGUACGAGAAGCCCGAGGACGCGGUGGCGUUCAUGAUGAGCGCGGAGUUUGCGAAGGACCCGCGCGGGCCAAGGUUCGAUCCGGACGAGAUGCUGAGGAGGUUCGAGGCCGGGGAGGACGAGAAGACGUUGAUGGUGAGGGGGGCAGUGGCGCCUGCGAGUGAGGUACAGGCUACUGCUUAG
This is a messenger RNA of Colletotrichum chrysophilum, 573 nucleotides long. RefSeq lists its product as uncharacterized. Lineage: Eukaryota; Fungi; Ascomycota; Sordariomycetes; Glomerellales; Glomerellaceae. The record is from RefSeq and is a predicted model, not a curated record. Bases 1 to 573 code for a protein of 190 amino acids. The transcript has a single exon.